UACAGCAGUAAUGCUUAAGCCGAAGAGCGUUUCACCAGGCACCAUUGUAACUAGAAACAUGACCGCGCGCGCCUGCGUGCUGCUUUUAUUAUGCGCGAACGCAUUCGCCCGCGAGUGUAUAGAGCUCACUUUAUCUGACCGAAAUUUACUAUCCGAUAGCAUAUUCAAUGGGACGAUACAAAAGUUGGGGGCGAGGAAUGAAAGUAAUGAUGAUAGUGCAAGGGUGGACCUCUUGGGGUUGUGGGAGAGGUUCCCGAAAGUGGUGGUGCCUUUGAACGGGACAAGCGAGCGGUGUCGACGGGAUGGACAGAUGUUUUUGGACGCUCUGGACCGCUUGGAACUGUGGGCCUUGAAAAUGUUAGACGCCACUGCCAAGCUACCCUCCGGGAUACUAAGCGGUAACGCGAAUCAAUAUGGUGACUUCGACGAAUGCCUCAGCAUCGACAGCGCGGUGCGAGGCAAAUACUGCCUCGCCUCACUUCAAGUGAACCUUGCUGCUAUGGGCCACGAGCGCCUGGACUAUAUGAUACACAGCGGCCAUUAUAUACGGAGCAAUGUUACUGAUAUGGGUCACCGAGUGCCAAGAUACUCCAGUCUUCUAUGGGGCGUGUGUAUACCAAGUUCCUGCAGCAGCUUCGACUUGGAAGAAGAGCUCUCCCAGAAGCUUGCUGGCCUCGGGAUAUCUGUGAAGGUCCAAAACACCAUGUGCACUGUGAAAGACUUCAAACGACCGUAUUCCUUUGGAAAAUCUUUGGCUAUAGCAUUCUUCCUAGCCAUACUAAUCCUGCUCGGUCUGGGCACGAUCCUGGACGACGGAAAGGAAGGUGCCACGAAUUUCGAGAAGUUACUAAACGCAUUCUCCCUUAAACGGAAUCUGAAGAAAGUUUUCGACUUAAGCGACUCGCCUACAAGGGUGAAGGGGGUGGAUGCGUUUCGGGGGAUGAACGCGUUUGCUCUACUGCUCGCGCACAAGUCUAUGGCUAUGGCACACAGCCCUUAUGUUAAUAAGACUAGCUACUCUGAGGUAUUCGGUAUGCCCUGGGCGGUGAUUGGUCGAUCAGCGAUUGUAUACACUGACAGUUUCUUGUAUCUCAGCGGUUUCCUCAACGCACACAACCUUCUUCAGGACUUGGAAAAGAAAGGAACUAUUGACUUAAAGAAUAGACUUCUAGCGAGAUGGUUCAGGCUUUUCCCUCUCUUCCUGAGUCUAAUGUUAUUCUGUACAUACGUCCUCCCGGACCUCAACAACGGUCCUCAAUGGAACCUUGUGGUGGAGGAACAUAGCCGAGUCUGUGAAAAGAAUAUGUGGAAGAGCUUCCUGUUUAUUCAUAAUUACUUUGGCUUUGAAGAAAUGUGUUUAACCCACACUCACCAACUGGGUAUCGACAUGCAACUGUACGUGGGUACAUUCCCCUUGAUGCUAAUUCUCUGGAAGUUCAAAAGACUAGGUCUAGCUCUUAUACUGGGUAUAGCUGUAUCUUCCACUAUACUGCGGUAUUUGGCUACGCAUUGGUAUGACAUCAGUAUGUUCGUGUACUAUGGGAUCUCGGUAUCAAAGUUAUUAGACGCAGCAAGAUAUUCCUACAUCCUACCAACACACCGCGCUACUAUUUACCUCAUUGGAGUGUUGAUGGCGUACUUCAUUAAAAACAACAAAUCACGCGUUAAACUCAGUGAUAACCAAGCCAGACUAGUCUGGUGCGUAAGUUUCGGUAUAGCCGCGUUCACGAUAGCCAGUCCGUACAGGAUGGGUCUCGAAGGCUACAAGUACGAGCACUUCCCGGCGGCCAUGUUUGCUGCGUUCGCGCCUAUUCUGUGGGGACUGUUCAUGAGUAUCGCGCAUUGGGCUAUUUGUAAUGAUUAUGCAGGAAUCGGAACAGCAUUCGUAGAGUCGCGAGUGUUCAAGUUCUUCAACAAGAUCGCAUACGGCGUGUAUCUCACGCAGUUCCCGAUAUUCUUCUAUAACGUUGGUGUGCAGAGACAUGCCGAGUAUUAUACGCCUUUCUUACUUGUCCACGUCCCAGAGAUGGCGGUAGUGUUGAUUAUUUCCAUUCUCGCCACGGUCGCUAUUGAGAUGCCUUUCAACCAAGUCUAUAGGAUAUAUUUCGGAAAAUCACAGACGAAAUUAAAAGAAAAGUGAAGUAUUAGAAGUGGCAAGAGAGCGAACUGACUGUAUUAUAUUUAGCUUAAGCCAAAACAUCACGUACUUAGAUUGUAUUUUUGUCUAUUUUUAUACUGUUAAUGUAAGUUAUUGUAAGUUAAUAAAUGAGUGAGUUUUA
Molecule: messenger RNA, 2279 nt
Organism: Colias croceus (clouded yellow)
Lineage: Eukaryota; Metazoa; Arthropoda; Insecta; Lepidoptera; Pieridae
Gene: drd
Product: nose resistant to fluoxetine protein 6
Exons: 12
Coding region: 11-2140 (709 amino acids)
Molecular function (GO): acyltransferase activity, transferring groups other than amino-acyl groups
Source: RefSeq, a predicted model, not a curated record